Phytophthora sojae is the source of this 4351-nucleotide messenger RNA. RefSeq lists its product as hypothetical. Bases 38 to 4351 code for a protein of 1437 amino acids. The record is from RefSeq and is a predicted model, not a curated record. The transcript has 4 exons. Lineage: Eukaryota; Oomycota; Peronosporomycetes; Peronosporales; Peronosporaceae. Gene Ontology annotation, cellular component: plasma membrane; endoplasmic reticulum membrane. Gene Ontology annotation, molecular function: glucosidase activity. Gene Ontology annotation, biological process: (1->6)-beta-D-glucan biosynthetic process.
GUUGACAGUUCCGACACUCCGACAAGUUCCGACAAUUAUGAGGACGGUGUCGGUGCUCGCGUGGACGGCGACCUUGGCCUCCAGCCUCGUGGCCGGCAGGAACAGCUCGACCGAGUACCCGACCAAGUCGGGCAUCAGGACGUGGGUGGACCCGGAGACGCCCGCGGACCGGCAGAUCUACUUGAGCUCGCGCGGCCGGCAAUGGGAGCUCGUCAUGAGCGACGAGUUUAACGUGGCGAACCGCAGCUUCCGGCCGGGCGACGACCACAUGUGGACGUCGCUGGAGAAGCCCGACGGCGUCAACGGCGCGCUGGAGGUCUACGCGCACAAUAUGACGAGUACCAAGUGCGACAACGACGGCACGUGCUACUUCUACAUCGAGACGGACACGGACAACGUGACCAUCUCGGUCUACAACAUGUACAAGCACCCGCCUGGGUACCAGAACGCGUCCUUCUACUACCGGGCCGCCAUGGUGCAGUCCUGGAACAAGUUCUGCUUCCAGGGAGGCAUGCUCGAGGUGCGUGCUCAGCUGCCGGGCGCCGUGUCCAAGGCGUCGAACAAUCCGGAUCUGGCGCUGGGCAAGUCCGGCCAGGUGACCGACACCACGUACUACCCCACGUGGCCCGGUAUCUGGAUGAUGGGGAACCUCGGCCGAGCCAUUUUCUCCGCGUCCACGAACCGCAUGUGGCCCUUCUCCUACAACAAGUGCGAGCCCGACAUCUUCGACCCCGUCAACCAGCGCAUCAGCGCGUGUGACGACGACCCGGGCUACGGCCUGAACCCGAACCAAGGCCGUGGAGCGCCGGAGAUCGAUCUACUGGAAGGCGGCGGCUUGGCCAUCUCGUCAUCACUGCAGAUCGCGCCUGGAAUGCCCAGCGACUUCCGGCUCUUCCCUGCGGACGCCAAGGGAGCUGACCUCACCAACCCGUACUGUGUGUACACGUACGACUGCAAGACGCAAGGUGCAAAUUUGAUCGAUGUCCCUACAUCGUACUACGAGAAGGAGCGUGGACACAAGUCUUGGUACCAGGGACUUCGGUACGCGGCCAACAACUACUGCUCCAAGAAGAGCAGCAAGGUGCAGAGCUUCACGACCAUCAACUCGUCGGUGGCCCGUGGAAUUACGCAGAACUCGUGCACAACGUCGACGUGUCCCGCGUCGCUGGACGUCAAUGGAGACUUGAGUAUUAUCGACGGUACGGGCAAGAACCACUGGGGCAUCAACUCGAACGGCACGUGCUUCCCCAUCAUGAACUCGUACAUGGGCUCGUACCUGUGUGACCCCGACAACUCGGACGGACGUUGUGCUAGCCCGCGUAACUCGUCGACGCCCCGAUCGUACGCCAUGGACCCGUUCAACUAUCAGAUGGACGCUAUUUCGUCUAACUGGCCCGUGCACCUCGGAGCCUACACAGAUUAUCUGACCUACCAGCUCGAGUGGGUCACCGGCGAGAACGGCUACGUGCGCUGGAUGCUCGACAGUAGCCCGUUGUUUGAGGUCACGACCGACGCGUUCUCCAACGUCCCGCAGAACGCCAACAACAGCAACCCCGAGAAGGUCAUGUUGGAGGAGCCCAUGUCGCUCAUCUUUAACGUUGCUCUGUCUAGCUCCUGGGGUACGAGGCCUCCUAAUGCUGGUGGUGAGUGCCGCGGCGAUGGCUCGAACGAGAAGGUCAACAAGAUCUGCGACGAGUUCCCCAUGUUUAUGAAGAUCGACUACAUCCGGCUGUACCAGGACUUGGGUGACGAUCUCGAGGCCGACAACUACAUGCAGGUCGGCUGCGACCCGGCCAGCCACCCGACCAAGGAGUGGAUUCUGGGCCACAUCGACGAGUACCAAGACAACGACAACCUCGUGACGGAGGUCUCGGCGGCCAAGAGGAACGAGGCGGCCAUCAAGGCCAGUAUGAUGAUGACCAAGAGCAACCCGGAAGCCCGAGUCCCCGACACGAACAGCUACGUCUCGCACGUUCGCUCCUUCCAUGGCAUGUUGGGGAUCAAACCUUUCGUGCAGGAAUCGGUGCAGGCACUACCGGCAGCUCAACUGCGUCUGCUGGCCGAGACGCUCCGAAUCGACCUCCGAGGAUGCGAAGACCGCGGUGACAUUGAGCGAGUACUGACCGGGUUGGUCUGUCUGGACCAAGACACCUCCCUCGGUGUCUUCCUCGCCUGGUUGCGGUCCGCAGACCUGCAACAGCACAAGAACGGAAUCCUCGCCAGCAAGAAGCCCAGAUUCAACAACACCUUCCUCCCAGCGAUCUCCUCACCGCCUACCGACAACCAGAAGUCGAGAUCCGAGGCUGUGAAGGACCACCACCUCGACGACGAGAUCAAGCAGCAAUUAGCCGAGCUGGAAGUGCUGGAGACGUCGUUCAAGAAGGCCGAGCGCCUGGUGCACACGGGCGCUCCGAGCUUUGAGAAGUUGAAGCAAUUCUUGAUGGAGCUGACGAUCUUGAGAGCUAAAGAGCAGUCAGCGAGGGCUUUCCUGGUUCGACAGGCGAAUGUUCUCAAAGAGCAGCACGACGAAAUGCGCGCCGAGAUGCUGCACUCGCGCGCUCAGUUGGAUUUCUUCGUCGAGGGCUUCACGAACUUGAGGAAACGCCACGACGCGCUGCUGGAAGACGCCACUCGGAUGAAGGCCGAGAGCGAGACGACUCAGGACAUCUUCGUCUCCAUGAGCGCGCACGAUUGCUACUUCGAGCAGCUCAUGAAGAAUACGCUGUGGCAGCAAAUGCGCGACAAUGACGAGAUGAAGAGGAGACUCCAGCAGGCGCACGACGAUCUGGAGGCUGCGGCUCAGAAGCGAAAAGAGCUCGAGGCGCAGAUUUCGCAGCUGAAGCAGCAGCGUGGGGACGCACAGAAGGACGCGUACUGCUACAAGCGACAACUUCGGGUCUGUAAAGCUCGCAUGAGGAAGCUGCAACAGGCUGGAGGGGGUGUCAAUGGAUCAUUCUUCCGAGAUCAGGCCGUGGCACUACGCCAAACGGUGGCUACGCUUGUCAGACUGCUACGCGAUGCAGUUGUGAGGGACACAAAGUCACCCAAGCAGACACUGAGCAAGGAAGCUCUUCGUAUACUGCACCAAAUUUUAACUCCAGUCGUUAGCGUAUCUGAAAAUGAGUCAAUCUCGUCGUGGUCUCUCCGCGGAGCUGACAAUCAACAGGAGCCCGAGAGUGAGGAAGUAGAUGCUACCCAACCUCGAGUCAUUCAACGACGUACUGAUCACGAUAUCGAUGAAGUAAUACGAGGCGUUCUACUAGUGGAAGGCGCCAAGCCAACGGACGGCGCUGAGUCCUACGCCGAGCCACUCAAAAAGCACGUCUUUGACUUGAUGGCAGCGCAGGGCAAACGUGGCUUCGUCAUGUACAACUGGCCGUUUACAAGCCGUGACGUGAACUUGCUCACUGCAAUGGGGUUGCCGGUCGACAGCGUGAUCAACCUCGAGAUUGGCGGCGGCGUCCAACCCCCUCCCACUGCAGCAGCCAUCCCAGCCGUCACCUCUGCAGCAAAGGCUGUUCCUUCGACCUCUGCUUCCCCAGUGGUAAAGCCUAAAACUCCUGCAGUCACGUCAAAACCCGCCACAACGAGCAGCAGUACACGAGGAAAAGCCCCUACUCCAAGCCCCGCUGCUCGAGGCAAAGCUUCGCCGACCAAACCCGCUGCUGCGUCAAAGUCUCCAGCUAAACCGGUAGGUCGAACUACAGCACCAACUGCAGCAGCGAAGACUCGAGCAGCCAGCCCCACUCGUCCCGCAGCCGUGAGUUCAAAGAAACCAACCAGCUCGAUACCUUCAUCGCCGUCAAAGCCCAAGUCCCCAAGCGUACCGUCAAAACCGAUAAAGCCUGGCUCAAGCUCCUCUCAACUGAAGCCGAAGACCUCCGAAGUGACCAAAGCCGUCAAGAAGGUGCUGACUGCAGCCUCGAUGCUGCAAGGCUUGGGUGGCAUUCUGCAGCCGGUGGGUCCCGCAGCGUUCCCCGCUGAGCGUGUGAACGCCAUUCUGCAGGUUCUGGAGCAGCAGAAGCGCCGCAAAUUGGCGCCGGUCGUGCAAUGGGAUGAAGCCACUCGCCGCACCAACGAGAUGCUCGCCAUGUGGGCCGAGGAAGUCCACAUGCUCGUGCACCUCGAGCAAGAGAGUCGCAAGCCGCAGAAGCCGCAGACGCCAGCCCCGGCCAGUCCCGCCAAGUCCACUACCUCCACGUCCCCAAAACGAGCCGUCAGUCCGUCCAAAACCGGCAGCAAGUCGUCCGCAGUCAAGGCCAAAGCCCCUGUCAGUCCAACGCGCAGUAGCCCAACAAAAGCCAAGACAACUUCAACCACGGCAACUAAAGCUCGACCAGCGAAAAAGUAG